Caenorhabditis elegans is the source of this 778-nucleotide messenger RNA. RefSeq names its product Serpentine Receptor, class T (gene Y38E10A.34). The coding region runs from base 1 to 756 and encodes 251 amino acids. The record is from RefSeq and is marked reviewed. The transcript has 2 exons. Lineage: Eukaryota; Metazoa; Nematoda; Chromadorea; Rhabditida; Rhabditidae.
AUGGGCGAUUCAAAGGAUUUACAGACGGUUGCAGUAUGCAUAUUUUUGUUGUUGUCAACUUUGGCAACAGAUUUUAAUAUUUUAAUCGCUAAGCAUGGCCUACUAUUUAUUCCAAUUGUAACCUGUGUAUAUUGCCCCUGUGUUGCCUUUGGCUGGACAUGGGUUGUUGGGACUAAGAGAAAAUGGUAUACACGAUCCGUUCGAAGGUUCUACUGGCAUCGGAUACUCAUGCCAGUUGCAGCACUCUGUUUCAAUAUAUUGCUCCAAAUGACUCUGUUACUCAAUUUUGAUGAACCUUGGAUUCAUAUCAUUAUUAUUAUACUCAUAUUCGGAUUGCUUUCUUAUUUUACUAUGGGUGUGGUGGAACGUAUUCUUGAAGUGGAAGUAGGUGUUCAACAUAAAAUUUCAAAGUCUGUGAAGUUGACAUAUUGCCAAAUUUUGUUCAUAAUAUUGUUCUUUGCUUUAUCUCAAGCCUACUACAUUUCCAACUGCUCCAAAGAACAUUGUCCACUUGAAAAUGAUUUAGCUGUUUGGAUCUUUUGCCCAUCAAUUCUGCUUUUCUGCCCAGUUAACAAUAUUCUUGCAUUACCCAUGAUCUGCCUUGCAUUCUAUGUUUAUAAUUCCAAUAUACUUAAUUUUUCUUGUGUACAUCCUGUAUCUGGAUUGCAAUGGAAUGGAAGAAAGAUAUGGAACGGCAAAACUGGCAAAUGGGAGAUUGACGAGAGCCCGGCGGAGCAUGAAGUUUUUGAAUUGUGAUUGUGUUUUUAAUUUUAAUAAA